Messenger RNA from Solanum dulcamara, 423 nucleotides. Its product is annotated as CASP-like protein 4D1. The transcript is spliced from 4 exons. The record is from RefSeq and is a predicted model, not a curated record. Bases 1 to 423 code for a protein of 140 amino acids. Lineage: Eukaryota; Viridiplantae; Streptophyta; Magnoliopsida; Solanales; Solanaceae.
AUGGGAAAAGCAGUGAUAAUGGUGGUGAGACUUGUUACUUUAGUUUGCCUUGUGGGAUCCCUCAUCCUCCUCCUUACAAGUAAUCAGUAUUCCGACAAUGAACGCCUUUUCUACACAGACGAUCAGCUUCUAACUAAAUUUAACGAUUUUCGUGUUUAUGUUUAUAUGCUGGUUUGCAUUGGCGUGGGAUUUGGUUAUAACCUCUUUCAAACACUUCUCUCGCUAAGCAUUGGAGUUAGCCUUUUAGAUCUAUUUGGUGACAUGAUCAUAACAAAUAUACUGAUUUCAGGCGCAGCUGCAACUUAUAAUUUUACACUGGAAUUGAACCGCACAACCGACCUAGAGCCCAAUUGUUUCUUCAACAAGAUCUUUGUAUCUGCAGGGCUUUCUCUACUAGCAACUCUCUUCACAUUAAUGGCGUGA